AUGGUAUUCAAGUUCGUAGUUUUGUGCGCCGCUUUGGCCGUAGCCAGCGCUGGUAACUUGGGAUACACCUAUGGAGCCGCCCCAUUAGCCUACUCUGCAGGAUACACUCAUGGAGUAGCCGCCCCAUUGGCUUAUUCUGCUGGAUAUGCCCACCAAGCUGCCCCACUCGCUUAUUCUGCUGGAUAUGCCCACCAAGCCGCCCCACUCGCUUAUUCUGCUGGAUACGCUCACCAAGCCGCCCCAGUCGCCUAUUCCGCUGGAUAUGCUCACCAAACCGCACCAUUGGCUUACUCCGGUAGUUACUCUCAUGGAGUUGCCGCUCCACUUGCCUACUCCGCUGGAUACGCUCACCAAGUCGCCCCAGUCGCCUACUCUUCCGCCCCAGCUGUAUCUUACUCCAGCAUCUCUGCUCCAGUCGCCACUUACGCCAAGACCAUCGCCGCCCCAGUUGCCUACUCUGCUGCUCCAGUCGCUUACUCCGCCCCAGUAGCUCACGCUUACUCCGCCCCAAUCGUAGCUAAAACCAUCUCUGCCCCAGUUGCCACAUCUUACUCUCACUCCACCGUCACCAAGUCCGUGGCUCCAGUAGCCACCUACGCUGCCGCCCCAGUCGCCUCCUACGCCAAGACCAUCGCCGCCCCAGUUGCCUACUCUACCUACUCCGCCCCAAUUGCUCAAACCUACUCCAGCCCUAUCGUCGCCAAGACUAUCGCCUCUCCCCUCGCUUACUCCGCCCCAUCUGUCGGUUACGCUACAAACUACGGAUG
This is a messenger RNA of Nicrophorus vespilloides, 767 nucleotides long. Its product is annotated as pupal cuticle protein C1B-like. The annotation marks the transcript as partial. The transcript is spliced from 2 exons. The record is from RefSeq and is a predicted model, not a curated record. NCBI's taxonomy places the organism in Eukaryota, Metazoa, Arthropoda, Insecta, Coleoptera, Silphidae.